This is a messenger RNA of Lodderomyces theae, 1629 nucleotides long. RefSeq lists its product as uncharacterized. Bases 1 to 1629 code for a protein of 542 amino acids. Lineage: Eukaryota; Fungi; Ascomycota; Pichiomycetes; Serinales; Debaryomycetaceae. The record is from RefSeq and is a predicted model, not a curated record. Gene Ontology annotation, molecular function: transmembrane transporter activity. The transcript has a single exon. Gene Ontology annotation, cellular component: membrane. Gene Ontology annotation, biological process: transmembrane transport.
AUGGUCAACUUGAAGAAUCUAAUCUUGGCUCAAGAACAUGUGGGAAAACUUACAACAGUCUCAACCAAUUCUUCCCAAUCUUCAAAUCAACCAUUGCACCCCACUAAAGGAGAUGAUGUUACUGUGGUCCAAAAGCAAGUUCCAUCGCAAUACAUUGACAUCUCAAGCUCAACAUUAACUCCCGAACAAAUUCAACAAAGAGACAAUUCUCUUUCAUUCAAGAUCAAGAAGUUUUUCUGGGACGGUACUGGGAAGCAUCCCAAGGAGCAAAAGUACCUUUUCAAAUUGGACUUUUUCUUGUUGACUUCAUCAUGUUUGGGCUACUUCAUCAAAAACUUGAACCAGUCAAACGUCACAACUGCUUAUGUUAACGGAAUGGAGGAGUACUACAGUAUGAAUAAUAACCAAUACAACUAUAUGGUUACAUUAUUCACCGUGGGAUACAUCAUUGGCCAAAUUCCAUCCAACAUGAUCUUGCACAGAAUAUCAGCCAGGUUUUACCUUGGUGGUUUGGAAAUACUCUGGCUGAUUUUGACGUUGUUGAUGAUUACUGUUCCACCAACAAAUAUCAAGGGAAUGUAUGCGUUGCGGUUCUUCAUAGGGUUGUUAGAGUCUGGGUAUUUCCCUGCUUUGGAGUACUUGUUGGGGUCCAAUUACGGUACCCCCGAGUUGCUGAAACGGUCGUCAUACUUUGCAGUUAGUUCGGGUCUAGCAGGGAUUAUCAGUCCCCUUUUGCAACAAGCAAUCAUCAAGCUGUUCAAGCACUCAAGCUUGCCACCUUUCAAGUGGAUGUUUGUGUUUGACGCGGUCAUCAGUUUCCCCAUUGGUAUAUACACCAUGAUUGUUGAUCCAAAUACACCUCUGACCACCGAUGCCUUUUACUUCACUGAUGAGGACAAGUUGGUGGGGUUGGAAAGAAGAAGAUUGCUAGGAGCUGAACUAAACACCAGACAGCCCUUUUCAUGGCAAAAGAUCAAAUCAUUCUUUAAUACGUGGCACAUCUACGUGUUUCCCCUAUUAUUCUUGUGCUACAAUAAUAGUUGUGCUGCCAACUCGCAGCCUACUUUCCAAUCCUUCAUGAAGAAUUACUUGCAUAAGCCGUCGAGCGUGUACAAUACAUGGCCGUCGGUUCUCAGUGCUAUUGCUAUUGGUAUAACAAUAUUAUUUGCGUAUGCAAACGACAUCCUAGGAGGCAGAAAGAAUGUGUGGUUUGUCAAUGCUUAUUUCGUGUGUGUGAUUAUAGGAUGCUCAUUACUUGCCGCUUGGACAAUCCCAUUGGGGCUUCACUGGUUCUCAUAUUUCUUGAUUGGUGUUCCUACAAUGUGGGGCCAGCCAUUCAUCUUCUCUUGGGUUAACCGGUUGCUAUACGCAGAUGACUUGAAGAGAAAUUUCGUUGUUGUUGUUACAAACACGUUGGCAUACGUUACUGGCGCAUGGGUGCCCAUUCUUGUUUGGAAUACCAAUGAUAAACCUGAGUAUUUUGUUGGGUUUACUUACACAGCGGUGUUGGCUUCGGUGGGACUAAUUUUAACACAGGUGGUUUUCUAUUUAAGUUCCCGAGAUGAAAGAAGGGCCAAAACCGAAAAGGACUUAGAAGAGAGUACUACAAUUGAGUUGGACUCGGAUUGA